This is a messenger RNA of Perognathus longimembris pacificus (Pacific pocket mouse), 2638 nucleotides long. It is a transcript of the gene Txlng, whose product is annotated as taxilin gamma. The transcript has 10 exons. The record is from RefSeq and is a predicted model, not a curated record. Gene Ontology annotation, molecular function: syntaxin binding. Bases 115 to 1683 code for a protein of 522 amino acids. Gene Ontology annotation, biological process: regulation of cell cycle. NCBI's taxonomy places the organism in Eukaryota, Metazoa, Chordata, Mammalia, Rodentia, Heteromyidae.
CGUGGAAAAACUCCCAUGCAGUGAUUGGCUGUGGUGGAUCAGGGGCGGAGCGCAAGGCCUUGCGAGGUUCCUUGCCCCUGGUCGGGCCGCUUGUUUGGCUGCUGCCGUCACCUCAUGGCGACGCGGGUUGAGGAGGCAGCGCGGGGAAGAGGCGGCGGUGCUGAGGCGGCUGUCGAGGCCGGACGGGGUGGACGGCGACGCAGCCCUCGGCAGAAGUUUGAAGUUGGCACAAUGGAAGAAGCUGGAGUUUGUGGGCUAGGGGUGAAAGCAGAUAGGUUGUGUAACUCUCAGUCAAAUGAUAUUCUUCAACAUCAAGACUCCAGUUGUGGUGGCACGACUAACAAGCAUUCACUGGAAGGGGACGGAGGCAGUGACUUUAUAACAAAGAACAGGAAUUUGGUGAGCCCAGCGUAUUGCACACAGGAGUCAAGAGAAGAGAUUCCUGGGCAGGAAGCUCGAACUGGGCCUCCUGAUGGCCAGCAAGAUUCAGAGUGCAGCAGAAACAAGGAGAAAACCUUAGGAAAAGAAGUUUUAUUACUGAUGCAAGCCCUAAACACCCUUUCAACCCCAGAGGAGAAGCUGGCAGCUCUCUGUAAGAAAUAUGCUGAUCUUCUGGAGGAGAGCAGGAAUGUCCAGAAGCAAAUGAAGAUUCUGCAGAAGAAGCAAGCGCAGAUUGUGAAAGAGAAAGUUCACUUGCAGAGUGAACACAGCAAGGCUAUCUUGGCAAGAAGCAAACUGGAGUCUCUCUGCCGGGAACUUCAGCGACACAAUAAGACUUUAAAGGAAGAAAAUAUACAGCAAGCCCGAGAGGAAGAAGAACGCCGUAAAGAAGCAACUGCCCAUUUCCAGAUUACUCUAAAUGAAAUCCAAACCCAGCUGGAACAGCAUGAUAUACACAAUGCCAAACUCCGACAGGAGAACAUCGAACUGGGAGAGAAGCUGAAGAAGCUCAUUGAGCAGUAUGCACUGAGGGAAGAGCAUAUUGAUAAAGUGUUCAAACAUAAGGAGCUCCAGCAACAGCUUGUGGAUGCCAAACUUCAGCAGACAACGCAGCUGAUAAAAGAAGCUGAUGAAAAACAUCAGAGAGAGCGAGAGUUUCUAUUAAAAGAAGCAACAGAAUCAAGGCACAAAUAUGAGCAGAUGAAACAGCAAGAAGUACAACUGAAACAACAGCUUUCUCUUUAUAUGGAUAAGUUUGAAGAAUUCCAGACUACUAUGGCAAAAAGCAAUGAGCUAUUUACAACCUUCAGGCAAGAAAUGGAAAAGAUGACAAAGAAAAUUAAAAAGCUGGAAAAAGAAACAAUAAUAUGGCGUACCAAGUGGGAAAAUAAUAAUAAAGCACUUCUGCAAAUGGCUGAAGAGAAAACUGUCCGUGAUAAAGAGUACAAGGCCUUCCAGAUAAAGCUGGAGCGGCUAGAGAAGCUGUGCAGGGCUCUUCAGACGGAGCGCAACGAGCUCAACGAGAAGGUGGAAGUUCUGAAGGAGCAGGCCUCUGCCAAAGGGACUGAUGGGGACUCGGGGUCGCCCGCCCUGCAGCCUUGCCCUGGGGCGGGUUCUCACCCGGAGCCCGCCAGUUCCCCCGCAGCGGCGGCCGCCAGCCCCGAGGCCCAGGCGGCGAGCGGGGCGCUGGCGCACACGCUCCCGUCGCCCGCGUCCGGCCCGGGCAUCGAGUCCGUUGACUAAGGUGAAGUGUGAUCACUGUACCGAGAGCUCUAUUUUGUGUAUAACUUUCUGUUAGUAGUAACUAUUGGUUUUGUGGUGAAAAUUUUCUUACUUUUUCUACCAUAUCUGUAUUUUCUUAGAACUACUGGACUUAAUGUGGUACAGGAGGCUGCUUCGCAGUUUGAAUAGUUUGAAUCUAUAAAUUUCCCUCGGCUCUGUUGCACAUCUGCCUCAUUUUCCCCUCUGUUGGAGUGCACGUGUUCACUGCCUUGUCCAUUCUCUUCCCGGCUCCCUGCAUAUAAUGUUCCUAAUGAAAACAUCCCUCAGCAGGGCUGGCCGUGAUGCAGGAAUUCCGUUCUUGUGAUGGUUCCCUGAUAUAAAAAUAAUACUAAUUUAAGCAUCUUGAUCCCCUAUUACUAGUAAUCAAGGAAGAGGUUGAUUAGUUGUCUAAUAGCCCAUCCAAAUGCUGAGGGGAAAAAAACAACCCUCUAGUGUUGGGUCAGAAACAAGCCUAGCAUAUUCAGAUAAAUGCUUUGAUAACAUGUAUAUAACUUAACAACCUGAGAUGGCUACAAGCCUUCACUUCCAAGUUUGGCACUAUAUAUAUUAUAGUCACUUGUGAACAAAGUCCUAUAUAUUGGCAAGAACACUGGACAAUAGGCUUUGUGUUUGCGUGGCUGAAAAUAGAAAUGCCUUGGUUUCAGGCUAGAACCCACGUGGGGUUUGGACCACCCGAUGCUCCUUUGCGAUCAUGGCGGUGUGAUUUACUUAGGUUCAACUCCAGUUUGGGCACAUAGCCUCCACUUGCAUAGAGAGCAAAUUCUUUGCAAAGAAAUGGGUUUGCAGUUUCUUGUCCAGUGAAGACAAGGACAAAUUGUCAUGUUUGUUUUUCUACCAGUCUUAGGGCUUGAACUUGGGGUCUGGGCACUAUCCGUGAGCCUCUCUCUGCUCAAGGCUAGCACUCUACCAUUUGAGC